Messenger RNA from Ochotona curzoniae (black-lipped pika), 1471 nucleotides. RefSeq names its product lysine-rich arabinogalactan protein 19-like. Gene Ontology annotation, biological process: virion assembly. Lineage: Eukaryota; Metazoa; Chordata; Mammalia; Lagomorpha; Ochotonidae. The transcript has a single exon. The record is from RefSeq and is a predicted model, not a curated record. The coding region runs from base 371 to 1465 and encodes 364 amino acids.
CCUGGGUGCCUCCACAGACUCUGUUGCCCAUUCGCGAAUGCCCAAUAAAAUCCUCAUGCUUUUUACAGCCUCUGCUUUGUGACUUGUCUUGCCGAACGGAGUGGCUCCCUUUCCACGGGGUUGGACUCUCCCUGAGUCUAACAUUUUGUUGCAUUGGCCGGGAAUCAGGAGCAACCGUCCUCGGCAAGCAACAUCCUAGCAGGGGGAGGUAAGACCGAUCGGAAAGUGUGUAUUUUUGUGUGUUGUACUGUUCUGUCCUUGUCCUCCCCAGUCUUUGAACGGUACCGGUUUGAUUUGAACUUGUACGCUGGAGGACGCUCCAGUGCUUUGGAGACAGGGUGAAGAUCACGUCACCCUCGUCUGGCCUUGUAUGGCCGCCCCAGAGCGGCCGUCUUGUAUCUUGUAUCGGGCCCUUUGGAAAUCUUGUAUCGCGCGAAUCCUGUUUGUGUCAUUUGUUUGUUUUGUAAUUGUGUGUAGUCUCUUGUCUUUGAAUAUGGGUCAGGCUGAGUCUUCUCCCCUAAGUCUUACUCUCCAACAUUGGCCUGACGUUUCCACCAGCGCUCACACCCUAUCAGUGGAAGUGCGUCGCAAGAAAUGGAAAACUCUCUGCACCGUUGAGUGGCCGACUCUCGCUGUUUCAUGGCCGCCCAGCGGCACCUUUAAUCUAACCACUAUUUUGCAGGUGAAAGGCCUCAUCAGGGCGACCGGGCCAUCGGGGCAUCCCGACCAGUUACCGUAUAUCUUGGUAUGGGAGGACCUCGUGGUUAAUCCCCCGCCGUGGGCUCAACCUUUUCUCAUCGCACCCUGUCCUCCUCCUCCUCCUUCUCCAGAAUUGCCGGCGCCUUCAGCUCCGCCCCAACCCCAACCCUCUGCUCUUGUUUCCCUCUGUCCGCUGGAAGCUACUCGUCCUCGACCUAAGCCUGUCCUGCCUGAUGAUAGUCAGAUGGACCUAUUAAUGACCUCUGAACUUCCUCCACCUUAUCCCCAGGAGCAUCAACCUGAAGGAGAACCCCCAAGAGAAAGACCGGGGGAGAUGGGCUCUCCAGACACCACUGUAAAUGAACAGCCUGAAGCCAGAUCCCCAAUCCAUACCAGGUUGCGGCUGCGCAGGGCUCAAUUGGAGGAGGGAGAAAGAGGAGAAGGGCAAUGGUCUUCACAAUUGUACCCCUUGAGAAUUGUAGGGGGGCAGGUCCAGUAUUGGCCUUUCUCUGCCUCUGAUUUGUAUAAUUGGAAAACUCAUAACCCUCCUUUCUCCCAAGACCCCCAAGCAUUAACAGGUCUCAUCGAGUCCAUCUUGUUGACGCACCAGCCGACUUGGGAUGAUUGUCAGCAGCUGUUACGGACUCUACUGACCACAGAAGAAGUCCAACGGGUGCUGAUGGAGGCCAGAAAGAAUGUCCUUCGGGCUGAUGGGCAGCCCACCCAACUUCCAAACGAAAUUGAUGAAGUGUUCCCCCUUGUCUGACCUAAU